This is a messenger RNA of Guyanagaster necrorhizus, 2527 nucleotides long. RefSeq lists its product as uncharacterized. Bases 140 to 2260 code for a protein of 706 amino acids. The record is from RefSeq and is a predicted model, not a curated record. Gene Ontology annotation, biological process: DNA-templated transcription; regulation of DNA-templated transcription. Gene Ontology annotation, molecular function: zinc ion binding; DNA-binding transcription factor activity, RNA polymerase II-specific; DNA binding. The transcript is spliced from 11 exons. NCBI's taxonomy places the organism in Eukaryota, Fungi, Basidiomycota, Agaricomycetes, Agaricales, Physalacriaceae.
UAUCAUUGCGGAGACUGGGACAAUCAGCACAACGGUGAGAACCCUUGGCGUCAAUAAGAACCCGGAUUGCUUCAAAGUUUUCACGUUAAUUAGUGACUGCGCCAAUGAUACACACGAUAUACACACAUUACCUGAAGAAAUGCUCUUUAAUAGAUGGGUGUCACUCGUCCCAUUCACGUUGGAGGGUGACAGUUGUCUAAGUGGGGCCCCAAAGCAACCACCGGUAAUGAUGGUGCUUAGACAGCGGGAAAUUCGCCAUAUAAAACAAGUGCCAAACACGUCUUUCCCUACACAUACUCUCCCUAUGGCAGUACCCUCCUCCGAUUAUGAUUACGUGACUUUUCAGCUUUUCCAGCCGGCGACGGCGUUGGGCACGAAAGCAAAGGGUGCUAUGCUUCCUCAGAAUCUGACAUGUCCAAUUUGUUCGGCUAGAUAUAUGCGGCCUACUCAUUUGCAUAAGCAUAUACGCUCUCACACCUACGAGCGCGUGCAUAAGUGCAUACAAUGCGGCUCUCAAUUUUCCAGAUGCGACGUUUUGAAACGACACAUGAAAACUUGUAAGGGACUGCUAAACCAACACUCAAGGACUAGAAGGUCAUGCGAGGCUUGUGUUCUGUCUAGAACCAAAUGCGAUAGACAGCUAGAACAACCCUGUUCUGGAUGCGUUGCUCAGAGAAGGGAAUGCGUAUUUAUUGGUAAACAGCCUCGUCGGCAUUAUGAAGGUGAAAUAACGGACACGUCCGGAGGCUCCCAUACUUUGUCUGCGUCAUGCACUCCGCCCUCCCCAUUCUCUUCUUUGCCGGCUACCAUCAUCACAGCGGAGAGCAAGACGCUUCAUCCACCGCCCAUGCCUUUGGACCGGUGGGCUGUGAACGAGGUUUCUCAGACGGUAUCACCCCAAAUUGAACGUGGUUCAAAUCAACGCAGGUGGGAGAAAUGCUUCGAUGGGUUAUAUCCGAUUGACGACUGGUUGGACCUGCACGAGCCAUUAAUUGACGGCCUCGAUUUCUUACGGUUUGACACUAGUAGCAAUGAAGUUCCGUCGUAUGAUCAUUCUUAUUAUCCAUCUCCGUUGAUGGGUAUUUUUGCGAGUGCUUCAGAAGAUGAAUACAUCCGGUACUUCUUUUCCGACUUCUGUAAACAUUUUCCUUUGGUGCAUCCUGCAACGUGGUCCACAGACCGUAAACCUUCGGUUCUCAUUCGCGCCAUGCAAGCGUGUGGCGCACUCUUCGUCAAGACAAGACAAGCAACAACAUUCAUCGAGGAAACGCUAUCCUCUCGUAAUCUUCUCAUGCGGGAGUUUGCUGCGAAACCCAUAAUCGAUCAAGACCUCUUCAUAUUGACAGCUGUUCUUCUUCAGACUGUCGGACUUUUUCACCCAGACGCCGAACAACGGGUGAUCACCAGCGUUUAUCAUGAGAUGCUGGUUACGAUGAUUCGCCAAGCUAGCUCGGUCACACGCCUUCGCUCCUGGAUGGUUCCUGACUUGAACGAUACACUCUCGCUGGAGCAGUCAUGGCGUGAAUGGGCCAUGCACGAAACUAUGAAACGCGUGCUGGCGCUCUCUUAUUUUCACGAUUGUUGUUACCCCAUCUAUUUUUCGAAAUCGCCUUCUUUUAAAUCAGCCGAAUUUGACAUCAACUUGCCAAGUGAUGACGACCUGUGGAAUGCGUCCGACCCAAUCGAAUGGCUUGAAUUGACAAGAAGACCUUCACGCUUUUCCACGGAUACAACGAGGUUGUCUGGCGUCAAUUUACAUCAGGCGCUUGCCGCCCUCGCUGGGGAAUCAGAACCAUUGCUCCCUCAUCUCGGCUAUGUUUUUAGCCCUACCCCGCCAAAUCCAUUUUCCCAUUUCAUUCAGAUACACGCUAUCCUCAGAGACAUUUAUUCGCUGUCCACCUCCAACAGAGACUACCUCCGUUUGCAGUCCAUUUUACACAACUGGCUCCGAACGUGGACGCAUUGCUGCGACAUCGUAGGACCGGGCUAUAAUAAAUCGUCCUUGGUCUACAAUGCCUUGCAAUUUUAUUGGCUCGCACAGAUUUCACUUUAUGCGAUCGAAAAGGGAGGUUCAGGAUGGUUAGACGAAACUGCUCGUACAGGAUGUAGAUUUGCCCUUUUGCGAGAAUGGUUGGGGCGCAUACGUGUCUUCCUACGACAUAAUCAUGAGAUACCUGCGCGCUUGUGGGGGGAAUUGAUGUUCAUUGGUUCUGCCGGCGGUCAGGUGUCCGUCCAUGCACCAGGCUCCGGACGCCUUUGAUGAUACAGUCGGCUCCAAAGCUGAGAUAGAACAGCCAAAGCGGUUCAUUUUCCUCUUUCUUUGAUGUGCAUUGAUUUCUCAGGCAUGUAUUUCAGUAUAUCUGUACCUUUUCUGUAUUAUUACCCCCGAACUCCGCAUCUCAAAGUUUUGUUCAAACAACUUCGUUACAAGAGACAAGAGGACCAUCUAUCGAUGAUGAAGAUGUACAGCUUUGGCAUUUUUGAAAUGAUACGUAAGUUAGUUAGGCUAUUAUCAAUGUCUCCGUAU